Messenger RNA from Acanthaster planci (crown-of-thorns starfish), 369 nucleotides. RefSeq names its product putative RNA polymerase II transcriptional coactivator. Lineage: Eukaryota; Metazoa; Echinodermata; Asteroidea; Valvatida; Acanthasteridae. The record is from RefSeq and is a predicted model, not a curated record.
AUGGUCGGCAGUCUUAAUACAAUCUCCGAACGUCGUAAUGAGAAACCUACGAUAGACUCGAACAAACCAGACCAAAUUAAACCGGAAGAGAGAAUGACUGCGUCAUCAAAGAUCUUGGAGAAAACCAUCAAAGACUUAACCUUUGUACAGAGAUUGAAAUUAAAGAACGAUCGAUACAUUGUUAUCGAGAAGUUUCGGGAUGUACCUUACGUAAAGAUAAGGGAUUACCACCAGACCAAACAGAAGGGCUUCCCAUUGGCUCCCGGACGAGGGAUUAACCUCACGGUUCCGGACUGGGAGCUGCUCAAGACAAUGAUACCGGCAAUUGAUGAAGCUAUCAAAGAAGUGGACGACGCUUGCAUCGGAUAG